AUGGCUCGAUCCCCCCACAUUAUUCACGAAUGUCCCUCAGUGGAGAACACGCUUUCUGUGGCGGCAUACCAGGCCCAGUACCCUGCGUGGUACUCGCUGGAUAACGAUAAGUUCGUUUACCACGCGGGCGGCCCAAACUACACGUUGGCGCUAGCCCAUGGCCAAAACGUGGUGCUUGACCCGACUGUGGCGCUGAUGGUAGGCCCAGUGGCGCUUUUCGUGCUCGAUACAAGCCUUGUUCUUUGGCUGGACCGUUGUUCGUCAGGUUUGGACAUUCCAUACACUCUGAUAUCGCUUCACGCACUUCAAGACACCGCUCACGGUGCUGUAUUGUACCUACAAUUACUCACAUGUGACCUCUGGCACUUUUCAGCGCCAGACGGCCGUGUUCAGACGGUGGAAAUCACGCUUUCCGAGCACAGUCCCCAGGAACCUAUGUUCGGCGCAACUCACACCAUUCUUGAAGUCUACGACGCAUUAGGAGCGUGUUCGGCCCUUCACUACGAUACAGAUUCGGCUUCUGAGGAUGAGUCCGCCUUCGGUGCCGCCAUCCCCAUGCAAUGGCUCGAUUCGACAGACUGCGCUAUGGACCACGCCGCCGAUACUGAAACCCCCAGUGAACAUACGCAUAUGUCCAAUGGUCUUACUUCUGUCGAGUGGGUUAACGAUGGCGUGGCUGACGACUUGGAUCCAGGCCGUGCAGAUACAGAUAUAGAAGCGGGUAUGAAUGUGGCCAUGCACACCACCCAGAUUGCAGGUACAGUACGCCGUCGUCGGUCAUCCGGCUCCGUGAAUAAGACACGGAAAAUCGGCUGA
Messenger RNA from Clavispora lusitaniae ATCC 42720, 816 nucleotides. RefSeq lists its product as uncharacterized. The record is from RefSeq and is a predicted model, not a curated record. Lineage: Eukaryota; Fungi; Ascomycota; Pichiomycetes; Serinales; Metschnikowiaceae.